AUGGCAGAGCCUCACCUUCCUGUAAGCAUCAGCUGGCUCUGCUGUCGGAUCUGCACCCAGAUCCUCCGGGAACCCGUGACCAUCCCCUGUGGACACAACUUCUGCCUGUGGUGCAUCGAUGACAGCUGGGACAGAGUCCAGACACACUUCAGCUGCCCUGAAUGUCAGCAGAGGUUUCCCUCCAGACCUGCUCUGAUCAGAAACACAACUCUGGCUGAGGUGGUGAGAAACACCAGAAGAAGAGAGCAGCAUCCUGCAGGGCCCCCGACAAAGAGGGCCCGGAGCAGCAGUGCGGGAACAUCUGGCAGGACCUGGUGCUGGCGACACAUGAGCCCCCUGGAUGUUUACUGCUGCACAGAUGAGAGGAUCAUCUGCACUCAGUGCGCUUCAGACGAGCACACUGGACACAGGAUCUGUGUGGUGGGGCUGAUACGGAUCCAGAACCAGGAGGAGCUGAGCAGGAUCCAGUCAGAGCUCAGGCAGGUUCUCAAGGAGCAGGAGAAGAAGCUAGAGAAGAUCUAUCAGCAGAUUAAUGAGGAGGUCAGAGACACUGAGGACCAGUGUGAAGGUGUGCUGGUCAGAGUCACCGAGUGCCUUCAGAAGCAUUAUCUGUCAGUGAGGAGGCUGAUCAGAGCUCAGGCCCAGAACGCUACAGCUCGGGCUCCUACCCUCCAGACAAAGGUGGAGGAGUUGAAGAUGAUGGAUGCUGAGCUGGACUGCCUGAAAAAAAAUAAAGAUAAUGUUCAGUUUCUGCAGAAGUGGACCCAAGUGAAGAACCUCUGUGAAGAACACCUCCAGUUUUUCAAUGAGGAUUUACUGGCCCCCUUUGAGGUGACAAAGAGGGCCGUCGAAAAGCUUGGGAGGGAAUUGCAGGAAUUCUGUGAUGAACAAUUUGCCUCCAUCUCUCACACUUGUGAAGGUGUAGAAGAGGAGGAAUCAGAUGAAGAGGAAAGCAGUGACGCCAGCUCCCCACAGUCCUGUGAUCAGAACAGACUCAACAGGAGCUCCAGGAUAAAGGAAGAAGAACCCAUAACCAGAGAGGAGUUCCUGCAGUAUGCCUGUGACCUGUCUCUGGACCCAACAACAGCUCAUAAAGACCUGUCCAUUUCAGAAGGAGACAAAGAGGUGAUGUUGUGCCCCAGCAAAAGUCAGACUCCGUUCAUCCGUUACCCCCAAAGGUUCCUCCAUCGGCGGCAGGUUCUCUGCAGGGAGGGGCUGCAUGGCAGAAGAUGUUACUAUGAAGUGGAAAUGAAAGGAGACAAGGCAGAGAUCGCCCUUACUUACAGGGACAUUGACAGAAGAUCAAGUUUGAAAAUGUCAGCCUUUGGUGCAAACACAAACUCCUGGAGUCUGGAUCGCUCUACCACCUACUCUGUGAGCCACCGAGGUGAGAGCGUCCAGCUCACAGCACGUCCCCAGAACCAGAGGAUUGGAGUUUAUCUGGAUUUUGAAGCAGGAACUCUGUCGUUCUUUGAGGUGCAGCACAACAAAAUGGAGUUUCUUUACCGGGUAGAAGCUGAGUUCACUGAGCCGAUGUAUCCGGGCUUCUGGCUUGGAGAGAAAUGUAGCAUCAAGAUCUGUGAUUUAAAACCAGCAGAGGAGCAGGGAAAGUGGUAA
Nematolebias whitei (Rio pearlfish) is the source of this 1617-nucleotide messenger RNA. Its product is annotated as tripartite motif-containing protein 16-like protein. Gene Ontology annotation, molecular function: protein binding; zinc ion binding. The record is from RefSeq and is a predicted model, not a curated record. Lineage: Eukaryota; Metazoa; Chordata; Actinopteri; Cyprinodontiformes; Rivulidae. Bases 1 to 1617 code for a protein of 538 amino acids. The transcript is spliced from 7 exons.